CAGGGUCAAACAGUCUCUCCCAUUUAGUUCUUAUCAAGAAUUGGUUUGGACGCUAAAUAAUGACGAAUAAGUUUGCGUUCGUAGUUGUUGUCUGGGUUUGCAUGACAAUUCAGGUUUAUAGUGCUGGAUGCCAUGUGGGAUGGAUUCGAUUUCAAAACAAAUGUUACUGGUUCAGCCAUGACUCAAGACCAUGGGGAGAAGCAGAGGGAAUUUGCUCCGUAUUUCACUCGAAACUGGCAGAACCAAUGACCGACGCAGAGUCUAACUUUCUGAUAAGUCACAGCCAAAUCCAACCUUCAGACUACUGGAUUGGUAUAUCCGACAUGAUAGAGGAAAAUAGAUGGAUUUAUUCUUCCAAUCAAAACGUCAUACAAGUGAAUGGAUGGAAUCCAGGAGAACCGAACGGACACACCGGGGAGAACUGUGUAAUAUUAGGAAGAGGGGUACAUGGAAAAUGGAUUGAUGUUGGAUGUGGAAAUAAUUAUAGAUUUAUUUGUGAGGCUGAGGUUGAGGAAAUCGACGGAAUAGUGGGUUAAACACUGAGAUGUUAUGUAUUGUCAAAAUAAAUUUGUGCAUAUUGCAUGUCGA
This is a messenger RNA of Magallana angulata, 588 nucleotides long. RefSeq names its product low affinity immunoglobulin epsilon Fc receptor-like. Lineage: Eukaryota; Metazoa; Mollusca; Bivalvia; Ostreida; Ostreidae. The transcript is spliced from 5 exons. Bases 60 to 536 code for a protein of 158 amino acids. The record is from RefSeq and is a predicted model, not a curated record.